Molecule: messenger RNA, 690 nt
Organism: Penicillium expansum
Lineage: Eukaryota; Fungi; Ascomycota; Eurotiomycetes; Eurotiales; Aspergillaceae
Product: putative translation initiation factor IF3
Exons: 1
Coding region: 1-690 (229 amino acids)
Biological process (GO): mitochondrial translational initiation; ribosome disassembly
Cellular component (GO): mitochondrion
Molecular function (GO): ribosome binding; translation initiation factor activity
Source: RefSeq, a predicted model, not a curated record
AUGAACCACACACGCGGUCUCAUAUCAUCCACCCAAGCCCUACGUCAGAUCUUCAUCGCACCCGUUCGCACCUCCAGAGUUGGAAUUCUUGCAUUCAGGCAUCUUCAGAAUGUCCCGCAGACUCGAUUUUUUCAACAAUCCCAUUGCCUAGAGCUGCGAGCAUACCGGCCACCCGUCGAAAAGCCUCCGAUGAACGAAGCUAUCCGUGCGUCAUUUGUCCAAGUUGUGAAUGAUGAAGGCGACCUCGACCCUCCGACCAGACUAGAGGAUGUCCUUGAAAGCUUUGACCACACCGAGUUCUUCCUUCUCCAGGUGCAAGAAGGAGACUAUGAUAACCCGCCGGUUUGCAAGAUCUACAAUAAGAAAGAAGUGCGAGCACACGAAAAGGCCAAAGCAAAGUCAGCUCGCGAGUCCAAGGUUAUAUUCAAACAAAUUGAGCUGAACUGGGCAAUUGACGCCCAUGACCUGUCGCACCGCCUGAAACAACUCUCGACCUUUUUGGAGAAAGGUCGCAGGGUGGAAAUCCUAUUGACCACCAAAAAGCGCAAGCGCAAUCCUACAGUGGAUGAGAUCAAACAGGUUAUGCAGAGUGUUUUGGACACAAUCAGGGAGGCCGGUGGAACUCAGACUAAGGCAAUGGAGGGAGAACCGGGGAAGCAACUUAGGAUUACCGCACAAAAGAAUAUGUAG